AUGCUACAUCUACUACAUAAUAGAAAGUAUAAAGUCUUGACCUUGUUGUUCCUCGCUGUGGUGGCCGCAUGUAGUCUCAACUUGUUCAUAGCGACACGCAUAGACCAGAAGUACUUGGAAUCGACAGCUCUCAAAUUGCACGGAGAUCUGAAAUUUAACCCUAGGGCCAGCACCAGAGCAGUAUUCAAAUUUGUGCUGGAUAGAAUAAAACAUAACAGUCAAGUGUCCCGUGCUGGUAAUCCCGACGGUAUAUACUUUCACUGGGAUGACUGGGUGGACUUGUCUCCAGCCGAUCGGAUCUUGAACAGGUACAGAAAGGGGUUUCCCUUAGGAGAAUGCGACGACAUCAUCGAAGACUUUGCCAAAGUUAACGGCUACCGAAUGGAAUCAUAUAAUAGAAAAGUACUUAGAGGGAUGGCCAACUUGUACUGUUCCAAGGAAGUGCCUGACAGAAUUAUCCUCACUACUGACAACGAGAUGAUCGAAGUCCCUGUAGUUGGAAAGAGAAGAAUGGGAUACGAUAGCAAGCCUAUAAAGAUGAACAAACAGAUGCUCAUUAGGAAAAUGAAAAAAGUAGAAAAAAGUGUUGUACAUUCGAACUUCACCACCUACCCUAUUAAAGCAUUGCAGUCGAACUUGGAUAUUAGUGUGGCAGACUUUUUGUUCGAUCCAGAGGCUGAAACCUUCAAGCUACAAGAAAAAGAAUCACAAACAAAGUUAACUUCUGAAGAACUGACGUACUUAGAAUUUCUACAGACUUCAAGCGAAUUGUCGGACCAUGCAGACAAGUUCUUUAAAUAUCCAUGGAUCGUCACUGAUGUCGUCCAAGGAAGAUCGCAUCAUAUAGCAUAUCCAUUUUUUAAGAGAUUCAUUGGAGACAGAGAAAGACAGAGUAUUAUACACCACAUGAUCAGAGCCUGGUUCCUGUUUGCAGAGACGACUGGCUAUGCCAGUUGGAUUGCGCAUGGCUCUUUACUUGGUUGGACAUAUAAUGGGGUUAACAUGCCAUGGGAUACAGAUGUGGAUAUACAAAUGCCAAUUGUGCAAAUCGACAAACUUGGAAGAUACCACAACAACUCUAUCAUUGUUGAAAACCCACGCUAUGGAAAUGGAAAAUACUAUCUUGUGGUUGCACCAACGUACUUGAAAUAUGGAAAUGGUAGAAAUUUCAUUGAUGCCAGGUUCAUCGACAUCAACAGUGGUCUUUACAUUGACAUUUCUGCUGUGCAAUAUACUGGUGACGUUCCUCCAAAUAAUGAGCAGAAUGAAAGACGAGACUUGUCUCAGCUAUGGGUCCAUUGCAAGAACUGGAACUGGAAUUCUUUGGAUGAGAUCCUACCCCUUAGACAUACCUAUUUUGAAGGCGGAUCGGCAUACAUUCCAAAGAAAGUGACUCAGAUCAUGUCACGCAAAUAUGGAUCUGACUCUAUGUCUGACUAUAGUUUCCACCACCAUAACUUCCAAAAAGACAUAGAUCUAUGGGUUCCUGAUGAGAUCUGUUCGAAACCACCUAAAAUAAAGACAAGAUUCAACGAGCAUGGUGGUCUUUCCUACAAAGGAGCUUGUCAUAGCCCUGUGUUAAGCGAUGAAUACGAUAUCGUAAAACCUUCGGCAGAUAGACACAAAUUACUCAACAAAAACCUAGACAACCCGGCUACUUACAGAGUGGAGGAGAUGGGAGAAUUACCCUUCUUGCGAAAAGAUGCCUGGGACUACUUUAACGACCUUAAUGAAAACCUCGUACAUUGCACUGGCUGGGCCAUUAAUGAACCAGUCGUGGGAAAGAUAUACGAAACCGGAAAAGCAAACGAAAAGCAAUAG
Messenger RNA from Scheffersomyces stipitis CBS 6054, 1821 nucleotides. RefSeq lists its product as uncharacterized. Lineage: Eukaryota; Fungi; Ascomycota; Pichiomycetes; Serinales; Debaryomycetaceae. The record is from RefSeq and is a predicted model, not a curated record. The transcript has a single exon. Bases 1 to 1821 code for a protein of 606 amino acids.